Astrephomene gubernaculifera is the source of this 678-nucleotide messenger RNA. NCBI's taxonomy places the organism in Eukaryota, Viridiplantae, Chlorophyta, Chlorophyceae, Chlamydomonadales, Astrephomenaceae. The record is from the annotation of a GenBank genome assembly.
UGCGGCCUGGCAUGAGACGGCCUUCUCCCAGGUGGCUGAGGCGAUCCGCUCCUGCCCCGUCAGCGUGCAGCAGGUCCGCAUGAUAGCCCUCCAGCUGCUCCAAGAGCAACGCCAGCAGGAGCAACAACAAGAGGGGCAGCAGGGGGGGCAGCAGCAGCCCACCUCCUCCUCCCCCUCCGACCCCGCCCCGCUCCCAGACGCCUCCUCCUUCCCUCCCGAGCAGCUCCAAGAGGCCUGCCUGACCGUGUCCUCGCAGCUGCCGCAGCUGCUGCUGCAGCUGACCGUCCCACGGGUCGCUCUGCCGCCGCAGCUGCUGCAGCUGCUGGAGGAGCUGGGGGCGCAGGUGGCGGAGGCGGCGCUCGGGGCGGCGGAGCAGGAGCAGGAGCGGAGCGGGGAGGCAGCUGAGGAGGAGGAGGAGGAGGGUGGCGGAUUGGUUGUGGAUGGGAUGAUGUAUGCGCAGCAGGUGGUGUCCAUCGUGAUGCAGGCCUUCCUGGUAUCCAGCUACCCCGUGCCGCAGCACUGGUUGGACGCGGUGGCCCCGCUGAUGAGCUGGGGGCGGGCGGUGUGGGCCCCCGGCUCCUCCGCCCCGGGCGAGCUAGAGCAUCAGGUGCAGCUGCUGCUGGCUCCGGAGCAGCUGACCACCCUGAUGUACCUGGCGGGGCGGGGGGGACUACAGAU